AAACAUGUCUUCAAGUUCAAGUACAAGAAAUUUUCGCAAAUUAUACUUAUUUUACUUCUAAACUCUCGUUAUUAUGUUGAACAUUAAGAGAGGAUAGUAGCUGUACCUGGUAUCAACAUUUUCUUAAUUGGAAACAACUCCAGUUUUGAACAAGAUGACUACUGAAACAAGUUUUAAUACUUCAUUUCACAACUUCCUAAUCGCUGGUGGAAUUGCAGGAAUUUCUGUGGAUGCUGGACUUUUCCCCCUUGAUACUAUUAAAACAAGGUUACAGAGUCCUGAUGGUUUUGUAAAGUCAGGAGGGUUUCGUGGAGUUUAUUCUGGACUCGGGACAGCUGCUUUGGGUUCAGCACCAACUGCGGCACUAUUUUUUUGUACUUAUGAAAAUACCAAACGAUUACUGAAUAGUAAUGGCUUUUUCACUAUUUGGCAGCCAAUUGUUCAUAUGACCAGUGCUGCGUUUGGUGAAGUUACAGCAUGCUUAAUACGCGUUCCGGUCGAGGUAGUCAAACAAAGACGACAAGCAGGAUUCCAUUCCUCAAGCAAACAUAUUUUUCGGUCAAUCCUACAGCUAGAAGGAAUCGCUGGCUUGUAUAGGGGUUAUAUGACAACCGUUCUCCGCGAAAUUCCAUUUUCAUUUAUUCAGUUUCCUCUUUGGGAGGGGAUGAAAUCCUUUUGGUCAGACGCACAAGGACGACCAGUCAGCCCAUGGCAAUCUUCUGUUUGCGGCGCUGUUUCGGGAGGAAUAGCCGCAGCUGUUACAACACCCCUCGACGUGGCUAAGACAAGAAUAAUGUUGGCCGACCCGGCUAGUAUUGAAGCGGGUGGAAAACUCAGCCUAGUUUUGAGAAGCAUUUACUUUGCUCAAGGAAUCAAAGGACUUUUUGCUGGAAUCAUCCCACGUGUUCUUUGGAUAUCAAUCGGAGGAGCAAUAUUUCUCGGAGUUUACGACAAAGCCUUGGUUACCCUUAUUCAUGACUAGAUCCUUGACUUCAUUGGCAGUUUACUCACAGGAAACCCAAAAUUGUAACAUGUUUAGUUGGCUUGAUUUUUUACCGAAUUAAAUCUGCCAUUUUUAAAUUACGUUUGAAUUUGCAAUCAAGAAAAGGAUUUUGUUGUUGCACUUGGUUGUUGCAAUCAUUCAGCAGGAAAUGUCUUGUUAAGAUAAUUGAUGUCUUCAGUAAUAUAGAUUGCUCUAUUAGAACCUGCAUCAAAGCCCUUUCUCGGACUAAACAGAUCAUAUAGUCUAUUGUGUAAAAGUUAAAAGUUUGACGCUGACGAAGGACAUUACGCGCAACCUUUUUUGUGAGCCACAAACCAUUUAAUAUGCAACGAUCGAUACCAGGCUCUGCUAGGACUGGUAGCUUAAUAGUUUAAGGAUAUUCUUUCUAAAACUAGCUUGCAUUUUUAUUUUCCUGUAAAAUGUGAAUUAGUCUGACGGAUACCUAAUGAAUUUUCCACCAUUUUCUUGUCUGAUCAACAUCAUCAAGGUGGAAUCUUUUUCGCAAAAACUGUUUAAAUCUUAUUCAUUCAAUCUGCACUUACGUUAUCUUAUUAUGAUGGAGCCCGUAGUAAAUUUGAUGGAAAGGA
Daphnia pulicaria is the source of this 1590-nucleotide messenger RNA. RefSeq names its product S-adenosylmethionine mitochondrial carrier protein-like. Gene Ontology annotation, cellular component: mitochondrial inner membrane. The record is from RefSeq and is a predicted model, not a curated record. The transcript has 7 exons. The coding region runs from base 155 to 982 and encodes 275 amino acids. Gene Ontology annotation, molecular function: S-adenosyl-L-methionine transmembrane transporter activity. Lineage: Eukaryota; Metazoa; Arthropoda; Branchiopoda; Diplostraca; Daphniidae. Gene Ontology annotation, biological process: transmembrane transport.